UUGGGUCAACCGCUCCGAAAUGCUUCAGUGCGUUCGCUGCUGUCACUUUUGUUGCCCUGUCCUAACCUACGAACAUUGAGAAAGUAAAGAAUAAAUAAGAACAGGAUUCAACAAAUUUUAGUAAAUUAAAAGUUCACUGGUGAAGAUAUUUAUCAUGAUGUCGCGAUCGGUGAGAGCAGAGACUCGGAGUCGUGCCAAAGAUGAUAUUAAACGUGUCAUGCAGGUCGUCGACAAGGUUCGGCAUUGGGAGAAAAAGUGGGUGACAAUAGGAGAGACGACGAUGAAAAUAUACAAAUGGGUGCCCAUUUCCACACUGGAACAGAAGAAAAAAUCCAAAUCACUUGCUGAAAAAGAAAAUGGCAUACCUAGGAAAGGCAUCGACUCUUCAAACUCCAAUUUUGGUCUCACAGAAGAUUCUAAUACUUGUUUUUCUACAGUCAGUGACUCUCAAGGAAUCACCGAUUUCUCAACACAUUUAAAUUUCUCUGAAGACUCGAAUUCGCAAAACAGUGAACCAACGCCAAAAGUACUCAAGACUGACUAAAUCGAUGUUUGUAUAAAUACCAGGAUUUAUAUAUUCUAUUAAAUAAAAAUGCAGAUUGAAAUACACAAUUUUAUUCGUGACGAGAUGUCAGUAAAAACGCAUAGAAUUUUAGACACAAAAUCAACUGAAUCGUCGAAAGCAAAUGACAGGUGUCGACUUCAAUGUUUUCUCAACUUGAGACUUUACUUCGUGCUUCGUUUGAAAAUAACUGGGAUUAAUUGUGAAUUUACACAUGUGUAAACAAUGACGUGAACUUUCAGUGUUCAAGGAAUAAUAAUUGUAUUGUAGGAUAUUUUUUUCUAUUCCCGAAAUUGAAAGACGUUCUCUUGAUUUCAUAUAAUUGAUUAAUAAAAUUGUAAAAAAUAAAUACAUCAUUUUUUUCCAAAACGUC
Messenger RNA from Diachasma alloeum, 935 nucleotides. It is a transcript of the gene BCL7-like, whose product is annotated as B-cell CLL/lymphoma 7 protein family member B. The transcript has 4 exons. The record is from RefSeq and is a predicted model, not a curated record. NCBI's taxonomy places the organism in Eukaryota, Metazoa, Arthropoda, Insecta, Hymenoptera, Braconidae. The coding region runs from base 155 to 544 and encodes 129 amino acids.